This is a messenger RNA of Emiliania huxleyi CCMP1516, 2232 nucleotides long. RefSeq lists its product as hypothetical. Bases 30 to 1931 code for a protein of 633 amino acids. NCBI's taxonomy places the organism in Eukaryota, Haptophyta, Isochrysidales, Noelaerhabdaceae. Gene Ontology annotation, biological process: L-threonine catabolic process. The record is from RefSeq and is a predicted model, not a curated record. Gene Ontology annotation, molecular function: pyridoxal phosphate binding; threonine deaminase activity. The transcript has 17 exons.
CUCCGAACGCACGCGUCGUUUGCGACUCAAUGAAGCUGGCCCGCCUUCGCGGGCCGCACCGGCGCAUUAGCAGCGGCGCGGGCCUGCCGUAUCGGAUACGCGUGCCACUGGCGAAGCUGCAGGAGCGCAAGAACCUGCCGCGCGAGGAGACGCGUGCGCCGGCGCUCGGAGAUGGCGAGCAGUUGGAGUCGAUGGACUCGGCUCCCGACUACGUGCGGCUGGCACUGACGUCGCGGGUGUACGACCUCGUCACCGCUUCGCCGCUGCAGUAUGCUCCCGGCCUCUCUCACCGCCUCGGCGCUUGCGUGCACUUCAAGCGCGAGGACCUGCUGCCGUCCUUCUCAUACAAGAUCCGCGGCGCCUUCAACCUUCUCGACUCCGUGCGUCGCGAGGGCGCGACCAGCGUUGUCACCUACUCCGUCGGCGGACAGGGCCACUCCCUUGCCGUCGCCGCCUCUGCGCUGGGCACCGCUCGCCUAGAUGCGGCCGAGAGGGCCAUGCUCGGCAUGCAGGCAACCAUCGUGCUGCCCGAGCGGACGCCGCGCCAGCGGCGCUCGCAGAUCGAGCGCGCGGGCGCGAACGUGGUGAUACACGGCUCCGGUCUCGAGGAUGCGAAGCGCGAGGCGCAGCGGCUCGCGCGCGAGGACGGGGGCGCCGUCUUCUGCCACUUGCACGACGACGUGCGGGUCAUCUCCGGCAACGCGACCUGCGGCCUCGAGAUCGUCCGGCAGCACUCUGCGGCCCUCGACCCGCUCAUGCAGCAGAAGCGCGCCCUAAGCCGCACCGGCCGCUUCUCAAACGGAAUCGCGCCGCACGCGAUGCGCGGCGCGGCGGAGGCGGUCGCCCGGGCAAACGGCCACCUGCCGCCCGGCACUGGCCAGUCGCUCGACGCACUCUUCGCAAUCUUCGUCUGCACGGGCGGGGGCUCUCUGAUCGCCGGCGUCGCGGCCAUCGUCAAGCAGCUCAUGCCCGGCACCAAGGUCAUCGGAGUCGAGCCGGAGGAGAACAACUUGAUGCAGCGCUCGCUGCUCGCCGGGCACCGGCCGAAGCUGUCCGAGCCGUCCCACUUCGUGGACGGCGCGGCGGUGCAGCAGCUCGGCUCGGAGGUCUUCCGGCUGUGCGACUCGCUCGUCGACGACGUGGUGACCGUCUCGACAGACGAGAUCUGCGCCGCCGUCCGCGACUGCUUCGAGGACACACGCGCGAUGCUCGAGCCGGCCGGCGCCAUCUCCGUCGCAGGCCUGAAGCGCUGGCUCGCGACGCGGCCCGCCGCGGCAGGCGGCGCCUCGCGCGGCAACUACGUCGUCAUCUCUAGCGACGCGAGCUGUAUCGAGUUCGACAUCCUGCGCUUCAUCUCGGAGCGAGCCUCGUACGGCGAGCAGACGGAGCGGCUGUACGCGCUCAAGAUGCCCGACCGCAGCGGCAUGUUCUACGAGGUGUACAAGGCGGUGCAGCCUCGCUGGGUGACCGAGUUCAUCUUCCGGCACGAGCCGUCGAAGGACGCCGUCGUGUACAUGUCGCUCGAGCGGCCGACCACGCAGGAGUCUGCCGAGGAGGACUCGCGCGCUCUCCUCGACGACUUGCGCAAGAUUGAGGUGCACGGCUCCGACGUGACGGCCAACGAGAUGGCGAAGACGCACGCGCGCUACCUGGCCGGCGCGCGGCCCGGUGAGUUGACUGGCGAGCGGCUGAUCCGCUUCGAGUUCCCGGAGCACUCGGGCUCACUCGCCGCCUUCCUGUCGGCGCUCACGCCCGACAUGUUCCUCACGCUGCUGCACUACCGCAACCACGGCGGGCAGGUCGGGAAGGUGCUCGCCGGCGUCAAGAUGCCCGCUAACAAGCACGGCGACUUUGACGCCAUGCUCGACGGACUCGGCGUCACCUACUUUGACGAGACGGAGAACGAGGUCUUCAAGGAGUACAUGGCCUGAGAGUACUUGGGGGCGGAGCAGAUGACACGCACAGCGGCUCGCGCGCCUCCGGCUGCUUGCCCGCCCGUUGCGGGAUAGCCGCGCGGGUCGCGCUGACCACACGAAGUAAGGCGCCGCAUUUCACGGACGCCAGGUAACUUAUACGCGUCGGCUGCCGCAGUACACGUGUGGCGCGCACACGCGGAGCACGUUCGCGCGCAUUCCGAGAGCGCGAGAUACGUGGCGAUAUGCACACACACAUGACUCAUGAGAUCUACUUGCAUAUCGCCACGUAACUCGUAAGUACUACGGCUCUAUUUUC